Penicilliopsis zonata CBS 506.65 is the source of this 1290-nucleotide messenger RNA. RefSeq lists its product as hypothetical. Gene Ontology annotation, biological process: coenzyme A biosynthetic process. The record is from RefSeq and is a predicted model, not a curated record. The transcript has a single exon. Gene Ontology annotation, molecular function: ATP binding; dephospho-CoA kinase activity. Lineage: Eukaryota; Fungi; Ascomycota; Eurotiomycetes; Eurotiales; Aspergillaceae. The coding region runs from base 312 to 1166 and encodes 284 amino acids.
GCCUUAUUUCCAUGGUAGGAGUACAAAGGAGUACAGUGCUUCUUGGUAAGGUCUACUGUAUGCGGAGACAAAAACAGUCAUUCUAGGAUGAGUUUCUCCCCGCACUCGAACCAACUCCGCUCCGACUUCAUCGGCGAUAUUUUCCGCCUUAUUAUCGCGUUCCAGUCUCACAGUAUAAUAGUUAUCUUUUCACUUGGUUGACUUUAAUCCCUUCCGUUCAAAUCGUCCGAACCUUUUACGCUUGAGCUCAGCGCAGGCGCUGAGCAAGUAGUCUUUUGAAAGAACAGACAAAAAGUCAACCUUCCCCCGCAAUGCUCAUCAUCGGACUGACGGGUUCUAUCGCCACGGGCAAAUCGACAGCCUCCUCUCUACUGGCCUCGCCGCCCUACUCACUCCCAAUCAUCGAUGCGGAUCUCAUCGCGCGCCGUGUUGUCGAACCUGGCACCCCAGGGUACAACGCGAUUGUCAACUACUUUGGACCCACGACGCCGGACCUGCUGCUCCCCGCAGAAGAAGAAGAUACCUCCAAGGACGGAAAUGGCAAGUCGGGACGGCAAAAGCAACAGCAACCGCUGAACAGACCUGCACUGGGCCGGCGGGUGUUUGGCGACAGCGAGGAGCGGCGACGCGACCGGAUGAUCCUGAACAAGAUCGUGCACCCGGCGGUGCGAUGGGAGAUCUACAAAGCCCUCGCACGCGAAUAUCUGCGGGGCUCGUGGGCGGUGGUGCUGGAUGUGCCGCUCCUGUUCGAGAGCGGGAUGGAUCUCAUCUGCGGGUCGGUCGUGGUGGUGGGCGUGAGGGAUCCGGCUGUGCAGAUGCAGCGCCUGCGCGCGCGCGAUCCGCACCUCAGCGCCGAGGACGCGGAGAAUCGGGUCCGCAGCCAGGGAGACGUCAGGGGGAAAGUCGCCCGGGCCGAGUAUCGCGGUGGUGCCGUCAGCAGCGCGAGGGGCCUCGCCGUGUGGAACGAUGGCGACAAGGCCGAUCUCGAGGCAGAGCUCGCCAAGGCCAUGACCCUCAUCCGGGCGAGCAGUCCGCGCUGGUGGUCGUGGCUGCUGCUCCUGGCGCCGCCGUUGGGGGUGGUCGUUGCAACUUGGAACGUGGCCUGCAAUUUCAUGAACCGGAAGAGCUGGGACAAGAUGAAGAGGGAAGAGAAGGCGAAGCUGUGACCAUUUUAUACAGACCAUCUGGUGGUUAAUACGGAAAUCAUAUUUGUACAUCUUUACAGGACGAAUUUAAUUAAUGCAUCUUAUCUGGGCCUGUCUUCUCACUGAAGAUCUCCCAUCUUGUCAU